Molecule: messenger RNA, 675 nt
Organism: Cryphonectria parasitica EP155
Lineage: Eukaryota; Fungi; Ascomycota; Sordariomycetes; Diaporthales; Cryphonectriaceae
Exons: 2
Biological process (GO): transmembrane transport; nucleobase transport
Cellular component (GO): plasma membrane
Molecular function (GO): nucleobase transmembrane transporter activity
Source: RefSeq, a predicted model, not a curated record
AUGGCUGGUAUCAACCAGAUGGUUGGUGGGAUUGCGGCUGGUAUCACCAACGGGAGUGACUUUAGCCGUUAUGCCAAAGGGCCAAAGCACUAUGUCGGGCGGCACGAUGCUCUCGGCCUGGAUUGUUGGUGUGCUGGUCUCGUUUGUCGGGCUCGUCACCACGUCUGCUGCACAGAAGAUCUAUGGGGAAAUCUACUGAAGAUCCGCCUGAGCCAUCUGUACCGGACGGCGGACACUUCGUACUGGUUCUGGCACGGCGUCAACUGGCGCGCCCUGGUUGCGUGGCCGUGUGGCUGGAUCCCCACCAUAGGAGGCCUGGUCCUCACGACCUUGGGCAAAGAUGAUGGCCCGCGGGGCUUGUACCAGCUGUACUACAUGGCGUUUCUCAUGGGGUUCUCUAUCAGCUCCAUUCUCUUUUACACCCUCAACAAGCUCUUCCCCGUCCCCGGCAUGGGCGAGUACGACGACAUCGACUUCUACGGCACCCUUAGUCCCGACGAGGCCGCCAAGCUGGGCGUCAUUCCUUGUGACCGGACGGCGGUCAUCUAUGGCGACCACAGUAACGACCUCAGCGCGACACAGGUUGCCGAGGCUUUUGAUGACAAGAAGGGCGGGACGUGUCGGGAUGAUAAAGCUAGACGCGAGAAAGUUGGCGUGCCCGUCUCUAAUGACAAU